Molecule: messenger RNA, 3396 nt
Organism: Bombus terrestris (buff-tailed bumblebee)
Lineage: Eukaryota; Metazoa; Arthropoda; Insecta; Hymenoptera; Apidae
Product: putative ATP-dependent RNA helicase TDRD12
Exons: 18
Coding region: 327-3311 (994 amino acids)
Biological process (GO): transposable element silencing; germ-line stem cell division
Molecular function (GO): ATP binding; nucleic acid binding
Source: RefSeq, a predicted model, not a curated record
GUUGUCACCUCUUAUAAGCGGAAGUUUUACCUUAUUUCUCUAUUUUUUUAUGUUACAUUACAUAAUAUUAAUAUGUACUAUUUUGUAUUAAUUAUAUUAUUAAUUAAUUAUUAAUUCUUCUUUUUCUAAUGACGCUAUAUAUAACCUAGCUUUUUAUAUAGUUUUUAUUUAUAACUAGUACGCGCAUGGCCUUACAAUUAGUUAUGAAAAAGAAAUAGUGUACGUAACAAGGCAUUUUUUCGGAAAUUAACUACCGUGUUAUUCGGAUGAUACCUAUAUAUAGAUAAAGAUAAAUAUAAAUAAUUUUACCUUGAAAGAAAGGUGCUAUGCUACCAUCUACUGCAACAGUAAUUAAAAUUACAAACAUUUUAACUCCAUAUAUUGUAAGAAUUUAUGAAGUGAAGGACUAUAAUGAAAAGUUAAAUUCUAUCAAUAAGAAAUUGUUAAAAGAAGAGAAAACGUUUCACAGUAUUGAAAAAGAUAUAGAACCAAAAAUAGGAGAUACAGUUAUAGUACAUAAUAGAUUAGAUAUUACAACUGAUUGUCCUGGAUGGUUAUGCAGAGGAUAUAUUAGUAGUAUUGAAAAUCUGAAAGACACAUAUAAUAUUUUUUUACCUGAUUAUGGAAUUUCUAUUGAAUCACAAAGAGAGGACUUUAUUAUAUGUUCAACUGGUGCAAUUUUGGAAGAAUAUUUAACCUUCACAGUUGGUUUAUAUAAUAUUUUACCUGUGGAUGUAAAACAUAACUUAUCUGUACAGAAUGAGACUCUAACAAUUUUAGAGGAAUGGAGUACAUCUGCAAUCGAAUACACAAAGGAAUUAAUAAAUGCAUCUGAUAUAAUCUAUUUUGAUCAUAUAGUAUCUGAUCAGUAUGGAAAAUAUUAUGGUGAAUUUUAUCUCAAUAUAAAAAACAAAGUAAUAUGUUUAAGUGAAGCUUUAGUUCUACAUCAAUAUGCUAUUUAUUUAAAUAAAAAAUUGUUGCAGUUUAUAGAAAGUUCUAUGAAUAGUGAAAAAUUAAAUAAAGAAAUAAUCAAUGAUGAAAUUUUAUUUUAUUUAAAUGUUUCACAAGUGUCGGAUGGAACUAGUGAAAGAAAAAAGCAAAAGGAAAGUUUUCUAAAAAGAGCGAAAUUUAAAAAAGACAAUUAUUUACACCAUGAACUUCAAAGAGAUGAAGAAAAAGUAUUAAUUUAUGGAAUGGAUAAAUAUGAAUGGUUAAGUUCUACAUUAGAUGUAAAAUUCCCUGUAGAAAUACACAAGGCUUGGAAAUCAUUGAUACAGUCAUGUAAACCAAGGAAAAUACAGUCAUAUAUAUGGCCUGCUAUAAAAAAAGGUUUAGACACGGUAGCAAUUGGGACAGCAAAAUGUGGUAAAACUAUUGGAUAUACAUUUGCUAUUUGUGGACUUUUGGCUACAAAUUCCAAUCUUCCUCAUGGAAUAAAUCCAUCUGCAUUGAUACUAUGUUCUUCCUCAUCUGAGGUACUAGAAGUUCAUUUUUUAUGCACAAAAUUCCUAGAAGACUAUAAAACGAUAAAAUCUGUUGCUGCAAUUAAUGGUAAAUCAGAAAGAUCAUUAGUGGCUGAAAUGUUUAAUGGAUGUCAGAUACUAAUCUCUACACCAAGAUUUUUAAUGCGCUUCAUGAAUAAAAACAAAAAAUUAAUGAAUUUUAAAAAUCUUCGAUAUUUAAUUUUGGAUGAUGGUGAUAUUAUCUUGGAUAAAUAUUUUGAUUCUAUAAGUCAAUUAUUUAGACGACACAAUAUUAUUUGUAACAGAGAAUUAAAAAGUAAGACGUUUCAAAUUAUAAUAACUGCAACAUACUGGACACUGCAUUUAAAAAAAAUUGCCUCUAUUCUAAUGGAAAAUCCAUGCAUAUAUAUAGCAUCUUUUAUGGAAGCUGCAAUUUUUAAAUCUAUACGUUUAAACUUUCAUGUGAUAAAUUCAAUGGAAAAACAUGAAAGGCUUUUAGAUCAUUUUACAACAGAUUCAUUAGGUAAUGAAUAUUCCACCUCUCGAACUAUAGUAAUUUGUACAAAUAAUAACGAAGCUAGAGAGUUAAAUAACUUCUUAGAAAAACAUAAAGAGACUCUUUUAGCUCAUGGAAAUAUGAACUAUGUUCACUUACAACGUAUUAAGCAAUAUUGGAAUGUUUGUAUAAGUGGUUCUUAUCCAAUUUUAAUAUGUACAGAUGAUAUAUUACCAGAUAUAGAUAUUACAAACGUAGCUUGGUUGAUACAUUAUUCAAUUCCUUUACAUUCAAAGACACAAUUUAAUUUUCGGUUCUCUACACUUUUAGAAAAUUUACAAAUGGAAAAUAGCACUGGAAAAGUAACUAUAAUAAUGGAUGAAAAUAAUGAUAGACAGUUUUUACAUAUAAUAAAAAUAAUGCAACGUACGAAUUAUGUCAUUCCUGAAAAGAUAUUAGAAAAUGUUAAGUUUAUAACAGCUACUUUAGAACAGAAAAAGGAAAAUUAUCCUAUUUGUGACAGUAUAAAAUCUUGGGGAUUUUGUAACAAACAAAUUUCUUGUGCAUUGAGACAUAAAAUAAUUUCAAAAGUUGAUGCUCCAAUUACGGACAUUCAAAUAAACGACAAGGUAAAAUUCAGAGUAGUGAGCAUACAUGAUGCUACACAUGUUUCUGCAAGGAUUAUAUCAUACAUCAAAUUUAAUACAUUAAAAGAAAUAGAAUUUUCUACUAUUGAAUAUCUGCGAAUUAACACAAGAAUUCAAGAGUUCUAUUCUUGUGUGGAAAACAGAAAGAAAUGUGAGACACUUGAUGUGGGAUGUAUAUGUGGCUUGGAAGAACCAGUAGAUACUUUUAAGAGGAUACAAAUUUUACAUAUUGAAAGAGAAAAUAAAACAGAAAUUCCAAAGUAUGUAAAUGUAAGAUGUAUUGACAAUGGGGUAAUUUUGAAGAAAGUAGAUGUAUAUAGAUUGUUACAUAUGCCAGAAGAACUUAUAGAAUAUUCUAUACAAGUAGUAGAAGUAUUUUUAGUUGGUAUAGCUCCACAUGAUGAAGAGUAUGUUUGGAAUAAUUGUGCAAUUGAUGCUGUGUACCAGUGGUUUAAAGAAAAUGUUGAUGAUAGGUCCUAUGUGAUUGGAACGGUAAAUUUACAUCUGGGAAAUACAAUAUGGGUAAAUACAUUGAAUGUUGGAACAAAAUUAAUUGGAUAUAAAGAUUUAAUUGGUUCAUGUUUAAGAACAGAAUUAUUAGAAAAAGAUCACGCUGUUGAAGAUGACAAACAUUUAAGUCGGAUGUAUCAACUUUGUAGAGAUGCUGGGUUUUUGAACAUAAAUGGAUAUGAUUUAAAUUUUUAAAUAAGAUUUCAGAAAUAUCUUCAAUUAAUAGACCUUUUGUACCAUUUCUCCUUUAAUAUAUUAAAUAUCGUGAUUGAAAAAGAAA